AUGGCACCCCCCAAACGCGUCGUCUCCCCCUCAUCGCCUUCAGGAUCAUCAGCGAAGAAGGUUCGUGCCCUCCCAAGUGGCGCUGAAUUUGAGACGCAACCACCGGAUGAUCAGGGGUUAUCCUCGGUGGACGGAGAAGCAGUAGGCGAACCUGCUACCGUUGAAGACAUUGUUGUCGGUGGAAGCACUCACCUGGCUGCGCCAUUGGCGGGCGGGUGUGCGUUGGAAGAGUCUCCUCAGGCUGGGCUGGCGGAACUGGAGUAUGUGGAUGAUCCUUUCUCCGACGAGCAACAUGCGGCUUGGGAUGCAAGGGUAAUGUUGGCCGUCCGCAAGGAGGGUAUCUCUCCACAGGUCUUCCCUCUUACUGUUGCUGUUGCUCUACUGCAAAUUAUUCUUCGCGACAUCAAGACAUCUGUCAAACCUGCGCUACUGGAUCGUGACGAGAUCAAGAUCUUUGAGCUUCUACUACAACAUCGAGACAUGCUGCUCCCCGCGUUAGAGCAAGCCCUUCGAAUAGGACGGUUUGCUGCUGUACGUCGUAUGGCGCUACUCCGCGAGGAUGCGACAUCUUCGUCAUCUGAGGGGGCCGAGGCUAAUUUCAUUCAUGCACCACCAUCGGACCCGGUAGAGCCUCUGCAGCCGCAGGCUCAAACUCCGAUGUCUUUCGGGGACAUGAAGAGUGCUAUCCUCGAUUUUGAAGAGAAAAUACGUCCUGAACUGAAACGAUACAUCGUGGGCAACCACCCUACAUUCAAUCCUCCAUCUUCAGCAGUGAACGACAGCACCCUUUUCAUAGAUGGUAUGGGAGGUAUGUCUGAGAAGGACCCUGCCGUGCGAGAACGAGUCGAAAAACUCUUCUCUGGCGAAAUGGAUGCCGAUCAAAAUCUUCGUGUCUUGUUCAAUGCUCCUGGUACAGGAAAGACUACGCUGCUUGUCGAAGGCUUGUGUCGCUACUGGGGUCUAUAUGUGGUGUCAUGCGAUGACAAAAAGGAUCCCUUGGGAUCCAAAGACGCCGAUACUGCAUGGAACGUUCUUCAAAUGGAUCCUGGAUUCACUCCUAAGGUACCCCUCACACCGACCAAGAACCACGCAGUUGCAAAUAAUGUCAAGAUCGCUGCGCGAACAUUCCGUUUGGUCUUGCUCGCACGCUUGAGCAUCUUCGAUUUCUUCCUCCGUUGCGCUCCACCACAUGUCGACGAGGCGGACUUACGACGCCGGUGGCUGUACCUUCAACUUCGACCUUCUGGCCUAUUCCGAAAAAUGGACAUCUUUGAUGAAUUAUUCCAAGCGAUACAUACAGUUCAAGAUGACAAUGCGGUGGCACGUAGAAUCUACGAGUUAGAGAAGGCCAUUCGCGAUGAUGUCCAUGUCAACGUCGGUUCUCUCUUCUUUGUACUUGACCAAGCCGAGGUCGCAUCAGAGAGGGGAACAGAGGCUUUCUGGUCAUCAACGUCUGGCGGGGGGCAUGGAAGUGUGCUGGGCGAGAUGUACAAUGCUUGGUCCGAAUUCUCUAUGGCUAUGAUUAUCUCUGGGACUGUUCUUCCACUAGAGCUCCUCACGAACUCAAUACAUACACGACGGGAAAGGAAAUAA
This is a messenger RNA of Sparassis crispa, 1593 nucleotides long. RefSeq lists its product as hypothetical. The coding region runs from base 1 to 1593 and encodes 530 amino acids. NCBI's taxonomy places the organism in Eukaryota, Fungi, Basidiomycota, Agaricomycetes, Polyporales, Sparassidaceae. The transcript has 5 exons. The record is from RefSeq and is a predicted model, not a curated record.